Salvelinus namaycush (lake trout) is the source of this 2823-nucleotide messenger RNA. RefSeq names its product hemicentin-1-like. Gene Ontology annotation, biological process: cell-cell adhesion. Gene Ontology annotation, cellular component: membrane. Gene Ontology annotation, molecular function: integrin binding. The transcript is spliced from 8 exons. The record is from RefSeq and is a predicted model, not a curated record. Lineage: Eukaryota; Metazoa; Chordata; Actinopteri; Salmoniformes; Salmonidae. Bases 143 to 2101 code for a protein of 652 amino acids.
UGAGACAACUGACCGCUGCGCCUGUUGAAGAGUUUGGCUGUGUGCAUGUGGGGACUGGACACUUGGACAUCAGACACUGACCACAAGGAAUACCUAUAUUUUUCUACGUCUUUCUGGGAAUGAAACAUUAGUUUAAUAUAAAAUGUGUGAAAUAAUAUUUAGUCAGAUUUUUCUUCGGUUUCCGUUACUUCUCUGGAUGGCAGGUGGGCCUACACAUGCCGCCUGUCCUAUUGAGCUCAACCCUCCCAGAUUGGUGGUGAGAUAUGGAGACUCAGUCUCAGUCAACUGCAGCACAUUAUCCACAGACCACGAGGGGAUGGGCUGGGAGGCCACAUUAGGAGGUACAGGUUUAGAAGAGGUCAACUUUGUCAUCUGGAAUGUGGAGAAUUUGACAGACUGGACAAUACAACCUAAAUGCUACCUCACAUCAAAAGAUGGAGAGCAGUGUUCGAAAAAGUUCCCUGUCAUUCUAUACAAGACUCCAGACAGCGUCUCCGUCUCUCCUCAGAGACACUCUGGUCCCAUGGUGGAGGGGACAGAGUACCAGCUGCAGUGUGACAUACAGAAUGUCGCUCCUUUACGGAGGCUGGUUGUCAGAUGGUACAAAGGGAAUGAAACUGUAAAAAUUCAAACAUUUAAUGACUCCAAGAUGAACCCAGUGGAUGUGUUCUCCACCCUUAACAUCACCCCCAGGAGAUUUGAGGAUGAAGUAAAGUACAGGUGUGAGGCAGAGCUGGACCUGGGACCACUACCUUCUGUCAUGUCAUCACAGACUCUUCAUUUUGCUGUUUACUUCCCACCACAGAACAUUCUGGAGCUGAGGGACACAGAAGUUGAUUUUGGUUCCCCUACUGGGCUGAAUUGCUCCUCCAAUGGGAACCCCCGGCCAGAGUACUCCUGGACUUAUCACCGGGCUCCCAACGUGAAAUUGAAGAAUGAUGAUGGGGGGUCCCUACUGACCAUCAAGCAGGCCGCAGGGGAGAACAUUGGGACCUACACAUGCCACGCCAGUAAUACCCUGGGAAAGGUCUUUAAAAUAGCCAGAGUCUCUGUCAGAGGAGCAGAGCCGGUAUGUCCUAUCAAGCUGAUCCCUGAGAGUGUGGUGGUGAAAUAUGGAUCUCCAAUCUCAGUGUCGUGCAGCAACACAACCAGUGUUGAAGAGAUCUACUGGACAGCAGGUCCAGAAGUUGUCAAUGACACUACCUGGAGUGUUCUGGAACUCCUAGACUGGGACAUAAGGCCUGGUUGUAAGGCAACCUUUCAGGGGAUUGGAAGAUGCAGUAAGCCUCUGCACAUCACAGUAUACAAGACUCCAGACAGCGUUUCCAUCUCUGUUCUGAGACACUCAGGUCCCAUGGUGGAGGGGACAGAGUACCAGCUGCAGUGUGACAUACAGAACAUCGCUCCUCUACAGAACCUGGUUGUGAAGUGGUACAAAGGAAAUGAACCCUUAGAUAAUGUAACUUACAGUAACGUCAGUAAGACACCAGUGGAUGUGUCAGAUACUCUGAUGAUCAGCCCCAGUAGAAGAGAUGAUGGAGCUCAGUAUAGAUGUAGAGCAGAACUGGACCUGGGACCAGAGGGACCACAGCAUACAGUGACAUCAGAACCUCUCAGCAUUACUGUACACUAUAAGCCAUGCAUCAAUGCAUCUCGACUGCCAGUGAGGAUACCUGUGUUCAGGGGCUAUCCUGAGGAGUUAGUGUGUGAGGCUGAGGGUUACCCACAGCCCAGGAUAAAGUGGGUCUAUGACCCAGCGAAGCAUGUCAGUGAGGCGGGAGGCAACCUGAUUGUCUUUGAGGCAGGGCUCUACAACUGCACCGCCACCAACGAUGUGGAGACGACCUUCAUUGUGGUAGAGGUGGUUUUUAAUGAGGACUACCUGCCCCUCAUAGCGGGCUUCGUGGCCUUCAUGGUCGUGGUCAUCUCGGUUAUCUUCGUCUUCAUCUACUCCAUCUACUACAAGAACACCAAGAUGGGCCGCUACAGCCUGAAGAAGGCCAAGCUCAGCAGCACGCCCAACGGCAACGUAGCGCAGAACGGCGGCCGGGACACUCCGCUCCCGAUGACUAAACUGUCUCAGCCAAACAUCAACUUUUAAGAGAACGAGCUUUAUUGGGAUGGGCCACUCUUUCCCCGCUGAGAGACUAAGUGACUAAGUGAGAGACCAAGUGGUUGAGGUGGUUGAGGGGCUGGUCACAACUCAUUCAGCUGGCAGACGCCGGUCUGGAUUGUGAUAGUUGGGAGUGUCUCCUGACUCUCCUCCAACCUCCCUAUGCUCCAUAUGCACUCCCUUUCCUCUUUAGCACUAAGAUUUUAAGUACAGAUCAGUCCCUCUAUUUCCCCUUCUACUGAAGAACCUGAUGAGGUAGAAUAACCUCUGUUUUUAGUGAGCUUUAUGAUCUAUUCUACACAUUCAAAGUGUAGCUGAUGUUUUCUCUGAAGGACAAGAAGAAGUAGCAGCGAAUGGACAAGGUGAAAUCCCUUUUUGGAAAUUGGCUUAUUUGAAAUAUUUUUUAUAUGACUGGUUUUGGAAAAACUGGUUUGUAUUGCAUAAGCACCAACAAGGGAAUUGUUAUGUCAUUUUGAAUAUCUUUUUUUUGUUUGGUCUGAUGACAAUGUAAUUGCUGUCACAUUAUGCAAUUGCUUGAAGAGCAGCACAUGAUUGAAAUUGUGAGAAUGUUCCCUUUGCCUGGAUGUGAUGUCUUGCUCGUGACAAGAAGCUUGGAGUGGAACCUGCAGUACAGUGGAGGCUGCUGAGGGGAGGACGGCUCAUAAUAAUGGCUGGAACGGCGUGAAUGGAAUGGCAUCAAACACAUGGAA